AGUAGCAGUUAAAGUUCAUUCACUGGUUUAAGCACAUAAGCCGGAACUUGUAACCUGUCUCUUCUUCUUCUCUGCGGAUGAGAUUCUCCUACUGCUGCAGUUUUCUCUCUAUAAAUGUUUUCAGACUAAAAAUAGCAACAGUUUUCAUAAAAAAAUAUACUCCAAAAAGAACGACGAGUGGAGAGAGUGAAACCGAGGAAGGAGUAAAGUGUAAAGGAGUGGGUGAUUUUUCGGAUAUUCUUGUGACUCCGCUCGUCGUCGCCUUGGCAGUCUUCGCAGUUAGUCAUUCGCAUUUUUAACUCUUUGGGAUUUUUGGAGGAGCAGAAGCAGUGGGGAAAUUUGUAUAGAUUUUUCUCUUUUUCGAAAAGAAAUAUGUCUUCAAAGAAGCAGAAAUCAUCCGUAAGCACAUUUACUCAACUAAUCGAGAGUGAGAAAACUAAUUACUCGUCGUCGUCGUCAUCCAUGAUGGCCAACAACAACCAUUCCGGAGGGGAAGAGGACGAAGAGGAAGAAGAGCUUUUGUUUGAAGAAGAUUUAAAUAAAUCCCCAGAACCACAACCGGAUUUAUCCGUAUUGCAUGAUUUUAAUAUUAACAAUGUCAAGGAAGUCAAAGAGGUGAAGCAGGAGCAGCAACAGCAGUCAGUUCAACAUGUCAAAGAAGGAUCAAACACAACCUCGAUAAGUACGCAUCAACAGAUAACGCAACAAAAAACGGUGAUAAAAACACAGUCAUCAACGGAGUCGUCUAGUAAAGAAAAGAAGAAAAUGGUCGUUCAAAAACAAGUCACUCAGCAGCAAGUUGUUCAAUCCGAACAGGUCGUCAUGAAGCAGCAACAGGAAGAAGAAGAACACCACGAAGAACAGCAACAAGUUGUUCAAGAAAAUGACGCCGUUGGGAACAAAUUACAAAGGAAAAAGGAAAUUAAUCAAGCUAAUUUAUUCCCAAUUAAUAAUCCAACUGGAUUUCCGUUGGGGGAAUCUAAAGUUUUUGCUAAAGUUUGUGUUGCAGAGUUGAGACGAAGUUUCGGGUCUCUAAUUUGUGAACGUAAUAAUAAUCAGUCUGAUUUCUCGAGCCUUGAUUGGAAUAGUCGAUCAAAAUCCAGUGAUCCUGCCAGUGAUGAUCAACUCCAGAGGAGUAGUCUAACAAAUGGCAGAUUAAUUAUUUCACCUACUGUUUGGUCGGGUGGUGGUGGUUGUUUGAAAUCCAGCUUCUCCAAAUUUGAUAAAUUGCAAAAGAGAACGUUGAAAGAACAGGAAGCUAAUGGAAGCAACCAAAAAAUAUGCAAGUCGUGUUCGAAGGAAGUAUUUCUUGUGGAAUUGAUAAAAGCAGAAAAGUCAUCCUGGCAUAAAAAUUGCUUUCGCUGUGUUGAAUGCCAAAAGCAGUUGAGCGUGGACACGUACAGUUCCCAUGAAGGAAAACUCUACUGCAAGCCGCACCACCGCUCAUUAUUUCUCCCAAAACAAGUGAUUCGUUCUUCAGAGGAGGAAAUGGAACCGGUGACGAAACCAAAACCUACAUGCAUCAUCCGUGAAAAUGACCCCGUCCAAUUACCACCUGACGUUGUUCGGGCAUCCGACAGUUUGGGAACUGGGUUGGAAGACUUGCAAAUUGAUGUCAAAUCAAGAUUUGAAAUGUUUGAAAAGAAGAAAAGUGACGAUGCUGAUUUGGGUGGAGCUGAUAAAAUUCAGGGACCGCCGGUUAAGAGAUCCCCUUCGGUAUUAGCGAAAUUAGCGAAAUACGAAAAGUCAGCAUCGUCAACGAAUGGUGUUUUAACGGAGGAAUUAGUCGGAAAUGGCGUGGAAUUAAAUGGGGAAGAGUCGGAGGAAGAAGAACAAGAGAGAAUUAAAAUAAAGUCACCACUGACAGCGAUGCAGGAAAUUAUGCAGCAAAAACAAUUGGAAGAAGUGAGAAAUAAAUGGAAGUCAAAUGAUCAAGGUGAUUCGAUUGAAGCGAGAACACAGGAACAAAUGGCGGAGGAGAGAAAGUCAGAAAUGGCCAGGUUUCGGUCCCGCUUGUGUCAAGGAAAAUCCACGAAUCUGAAAACUUUAUACGAACAAGGAUUGACUAAAAAUGAGUCCACCGGCUCGGAAUCGACAAACGUGUCUGAAUUGGAGUCACUAAAUUGUCACGCGAACAAUCGUAAAUUAAAGGAAUUGUUUGAAAAAGGAGAAAUUUACCGUGAGGAUGAAAAUGACGAUGGGAAUAAAAAUAAAUUGGACAUGGACGUUUUCGAAGCUGGCGUGGGGAAGGAGGGCAGGAAAUUAUGGCAACAGUUAGAUAAGCAGCAGAUGAUGGAACCUGUGAAGCCCGUCACCACUCGCGGCCCCACGCGAUUCAUAACCACACUGCCAACGGCGAACCAAGAAAUAAUUCGUUCGGACUCGACACAAGACGAAAUAAAAAUCGAAACAGAAUCAUUGAGGGAAAAAUUCAAAUUUUUUGAACAACAAAAAGAACAACAGCAACAACAGGGGAAAGUUUUCAGAAUCACACCUGAAAGAGAAGGGGAAAAUCCUGGGGGGAAAAUUAGCCCCACGCGCUAUGUGGACCCCACGGUGACCACACCGACAACUGACCCAAUGGAACAAUGUAUUUUAACCAAAUCAAAAACUGCCUCGAAAAUGCUCUCUGUUUUCCGCGAAUUGGAAUCUCAACAGGAUAAACCGGUUGCCAAAGGGGAAAGGAAAUUUAAGGAAUUUACUCCUCCGAGGGGAGACACCAUUAAAGAUAACUGCGACAGCGGGAGGAGUGACGAUGAAAAUGAUAAUGACGAGGAAUGUGAAGAUGGCGAAGAAGGCGGCGUGGUCGAUACGGAAAAAGAUGCUUUCUUAAAGGAAGUCGGGUCCCUGGCCAAGGCCCGCUCGCUCCGUGCAAGAUUCGAGAAAUGGGAACAGUGUGAAAAUGAACGAAAUAAAAAAUCGCAUUUGGAAACCGCUCCCAUCGCGUUGGAAUCCGGUGAGGACGCCGAUGGUCAAAAUCAAAGUAUCGAAUCUGCGAGUAUUCUCAGAGCGAAAUUUGAAGAGAAAAUGCGACAAGAGCAAGAAAUCAAAGCGAGCAAGGCCAAAGUGGUCGUCAGGAGAUUUGUGUCCGACUACGAUCCUGACUCGUCGCCUGAUUACAUCGACUCUGCCGCUCCCUCGAUAUUUUCCUCCUUGAUUAUCUCCACCACUCCUUCGCCCACGAGUUAUAAUAACACGAUGGCCGACUCAAAUUGCGCUUUUUGCGAGAAAAAAGUGUACGCGAUGGAAAAAUUAGAAGCCAAUUCACAAGUUUAUCAUAAAACUUGCUUCAGGUGCUCCGUCUGCAAAACGAUCAUGAGGCUGGACGCCUUCACCUUCCACCACGGGGCGUUGUACUGCAAGAACCAUUUUAAACAAUUGUUUAAGAUUAAAGGAAAUUAUGAUGAAGGUUUCGGCUUCGAAACCCAAAAACAAUUAUUUGCCAAAAAACAAGCCGAACAAAAAUGAUAUUUUAUUGUCGAAAUUGUAUUUUAAUGUGGACGUCGGAUGAUUUUUUUCAAAUUUUAAACAAGAGAUUUUAAUGUGGAAUUUUUAAAUUUUAAAUUUUAAAAAAUCGCACGUGUGGAUGUGUAAAUAAAGAAUUUGAAUUGACAA
Messenger RNA from Folsomia candida, 3615 nucleotides. RefSeq names its product myosin-8. Gene Ontology annotation, biological process: actin filament bundle assembly. Gene Ontology annotation, cellular component: actin cytoskeleton; plasma membrane. NCBI's taxonomy places the organism in Eukaryota, Metazoa, Arthropoda, Collembola, Entomobryomorpha, Isotomidae. The transcript is spliced from 17 exons. Bases 373 to 3468 code for a protein of 1031 amino acids. The record is from RefSeq and is a predicted model, not a curated record. Gene Ontology annotation, molecular function: actin filament binding.